Lycium barbarum (goji berry) is the source of this 2562-nucleotide messenger RNA. Its product is annotated as protein CYCLOPS-like. Gene Ontology annotation, cellular component: nucleus. The transcript is spliced from 11 exons. Gene Ontology annotation, biological process: arbuscular mycorrhizal association. Bases 600 to 2171 code for a protein of 523 amino acids. The record is from RefSeq and is a predicted model, not a curated record. Gene Ontology annotation, molecular function: sequence-specific DNA binding. Lineage: Eukaryota; Viridiplantae; Streptophyta; Magnoliopsida; Solanales; Solanaceae.
AAUGUGACGUUUGAUGCUUCUAUUAUACACCAAGUUUUCUUUCUUCUAUAAUUACAAACUUGUUAAUUAACUUGAAUGUUUUAUUCCUAAAAUCCUUCUACUGCUAAACUCACCACCUUUAAGAUUUUCUUCUGUAGCAAGAAUUUGAUCAUUCUGCAGCAUAUCUACUUGUUGAGGAAAAUUCUUUUGUCAUUGUGACUCUGAUUAUUUUUUCAUUUGAGUGUUAAGCAAAUAGGUUUGAAUUCUCUUAUGUAAUCAGGAUUUUAUUUAAAUCUAUCUCUUUAGUUUGCUUCUCUAGGUGGACUUUUUUGCUAAGGCGGAGGCGGAGUUUAGAAUUUUGAGUUUAUGGAUUCUGAAUUAUAGAAAAGACAGGUUACUAAUUUUGGAUAAAUUAUUUAUACAUAUUAAGUGGAAUUUUAAACACAAAUAUUGGAUUUAGGGCAAAGCUACUGGUUCUGUCGAACUUGUAGACAGACUUGUAACUCCACUCUUGCACUGAGGGAUUGAUCAAUGGUGGAAUUGUUAACUACUACUUCAUAAAUCUUGGUAGAAAAUAGAAUUAAGUUAUCAAGAAAUCCGGGGAAGGGAAAGGAUAGGGAAUGGAAAUGGAGGGAAGAGGAUAUUCAGAUUUUUGUAGAAACACGAGCGAAGAAUUGUUCAUAAGAACUAUGAUGGAGAACUCAGUAGGAGUGCCUGUUCCUACAAUGGAGAUGUUGGGUUUUAGAAACAUCUCCCAUUCCCUUCGAACCGACAGUGAAGAACUCUUCAAAAGCUGGCUCACAAGUGCAGAGAAUAAUGGCAGUGAUUCUACACCGAUGGCUCAUCGUGCUAGACAAGAAUCACGAAGGAUCUCCAGUGAACUUGCGGGUCUAUCUAGUCAGCAGAAUGGGGGAAUUCAGAAAAGAAAAGUGGCUGACACUCUACAGCCACAAAAUACAUGUAUAGCCAAAGAAUCGUCUAGCAACCUUAACCAACAUUUAACCAGGAACGUGACAGAUAGGGAAAUGCAAGCAAGUAAUCUGUUUUUAGCUAAGACCUGGUUCCAUAGUUCUCAGCCCAUGACGAGAAGUCGCUCCUCUGAGUUAAGGAGGAGGUAUGCAGCUAUGCAGAACUCACAGUCUUCACUAGCUCGUGAAGCCUUGCAUAAUAUACCUGGAAAUUCUGUUAAUAACUUUAACGAGGAAGUUGCAGAUCCAAUUGGGUACACUGACAUGUCGAUGUGUGAAAUUAACAACCAACCCAAUACUUUUGUAUCUCCAUCCAACUCAUCUUCAUCAACUUUUGAAACUCAGCAAGUGGAUGGUGCAGAUAAUAUUUCCUCUGUUGUAAGCAUGCUGAAGGGUACCUUAGAACGGAAGAAAUUAACAAACUAUCAUACUGCUAGGGAAGCCAUUGAGGAAAAUAUGCUGGGGUAUUAUGGUAAUCAAGAAGUCUUUUGUAACUCCAGCAUUAAUCAUAUCUCUGAAAAUCAAGGGACAUAUCAGGAUGCAUCCGUUGUUCAAGUCAGAGAUACGGGGAUUCUACAAACAGUGCAGGGGUCAUUUAAUGACGUCUUAGAAGGUAUUAUGGCUCCCUCAAACCCAAUCCAGAUGGCCGUGGUAUCACAGGAACAUUCUCGAAGUGAAUCUUCUGUUGCUGCACCAAUAAUUUCAACCAGUUUUGAUAUAUGUGAUGGUCUGAGCAAUGCAAGUCAAGCUUUAAAUGUGUACGAGGGCUCUAGAAAUCAAGUUGGAUAUACAAGGAGCUCAGAAAAUGGUUCAACUGCUAGAGAUAUUAGAGAACGAAUAUAUGAUAACGUGAAGGACAACCAAAAGACAUCGCAGAAAGAAGGUUUAGUUCGAAAUGGAUCUUUGACAUCAGUUCAAUCAGCGGAAAAUGGAGAUCCUAAAAAGAAGCGAAGGGUGGAGCGGUCUCGGAAAAUGGCAGAAGCCAAAGAGAGAAAUUUAACACCAGCAAUGCCUUCAGAUAUGCAAUCUCUUAUGAAGCGCUGUGAGAAUCUGGAGAAGGAAGUCCGAUCACUUAAACUUAAUUUGGCGUUUAUGAAUAGAAAGGAUUCUGAACAGACUACGCAAAUUGAAGAGCUGCAGAAGCAGAAUGAGGACUUGAUUAAGGAGAAAGAGCGCCUACUUGGAGAAAUCGAGAGGAUCAUUUCAGAAUCUGGAAGGUUUUAAAUGUCUCCACCUUAACUGCUAAGGUUACUGUUGCUUUUUAGCAGCUCCAAAUGUGCUUCCUUAGGAGGUUCAAUGGGGUUGAUACAAGCAUAGGAAAUUAGGCUGAAUUCAAUUCAAUGUUGCAUGUUUUCAGUUUGUAAUCCAAAUCUCAAGUGACAGAAAUCUACGGUUGCAUAUAAGAGCAGAAUCCCCAAAAUUGUGAUGAACUUGAACAUUGUAUGAGUACAUUGUAGAAUGCUUGGGUACGUACUAUGGAGUUUUAAAAGGUUUUCUGAAGUACCUUUGUUUCCUUUUCUGCUAAUAUCUUGUAAAAUUCAAAUUCUCUCUCACUAUGUUUUGUGACGUUUCUUUCGUUAACAAUAAAAUCCCCUAGCUGACCAAUUUCCUUUCA